This is a messenger RNA of Quercus robur (English oak), 2532 nucleotides long. RefSeq names its product L-type lectin-domain containing receptor kinase S.6. Gene Ontology annotation, cellular component: plasma membrane. The transcript has a single exon. The record is from RefSeq and is a predicted model, not a curated record. Gene Ontology annotation, molecular function: carbohydrate binding; ATP binding; protein kinase activity. Gene Ontology annotation, biological process: protein phosphorylation. The coding region runs from base 227 to 2296 and encodes 689 amino acids. NCBI's taxonomy places the organism in Eukaryota, Viridiplantae, Streptophyta, Magnoliopsida, Fagales, Fagaceae.
CCCUCCCAAUUCUCUCGUUCUGCCUCAGAAAUGUAAACAAAUUGUUGAACUUCCAAGAGUUGCAACACUGACUGACUGACUGCCUCUCAAUCAAAUAUGCAAUAUCAAGUUAACAAACAGGCAAGAAAAUCUAACUCCCUCAGUAUUUCUCUGCUUUAUUCUCUGUUUCUCUCGUUAGUAAUCUCUACCCAGAAUUCAACAACACCUUCUUGUUUACUACACCAGAAUGCGUUCGUCUUCUCUUUUACUCUUCUGGGUCCAUUUCUUUCUCUUCUUUAACUUCAAUUUUCUCUCACUUUCUACCCCUUUCUUGCCUACCAAGAAUGUCACUCUCUUUGGCGAUGCCUACUUCAGAAACAAUGCCAUUAGUCUCACCCAAGAAAUCAGUUGUCUCUCUUCUUCUUCUUCUUCUUCUGAUACUCAUAUUGGUGUUGGAAGAGCUUUCUAUGUGUACCCAAUUCGCUUUCUUGAUUCAGAAACCAACGCAACCGCUUCUUUCUCAUGCCACUUCUCCUUCUCCAUCAUGCCUUCUCCAUUCUGUCCCUCUGGAGAUGGGAUUGCCUUUCUGAUAACAGACAAUGCCAAAUCUUUCAGUCCCUCUCGCGGCUAUAUGGGUCUUCCAGAGACAGAGCAGGACUCAGAUGAGCAAGACUCUUUUUUUGCAGUGGAGUUCGAUACAAGUUAUGAUCCUUCACUUGGUGACAUGAAUGGAAAUCAUGUUGGUAUCGAUGUCAACACCAUUAUCUCUCUCAGCUCGGUUGAUGUGGUUUCGAGGGGGAUUGAUUUGAAAAGUGGGAGGCAGAUUACAGCUUGGAUUGAGUACAGAGAUGACAUGAAAAUGAUCCGGGUGUGGCUCGACUACUCACAGAUUAGGCCUCCAAGUCCUAUUCUUGUUACACAGAUUGACCUCUCCAACCAAUUCAAGGAGUUCAUGCAUGUUGGAUUCUCUGCUUCUAAUGGCCAGGGCUCUUCAAUUCAUGUUGUUGAUCAUUGGCAAUUCAAAACUUUCGGGUUUCUCCCCUCAGUGAUUCCAAUGGAUGCAGUUGAAGAGGGGGACUGUUUCAUGUGCUUUACAGAGGAACCAAGCAUGGUAAGUGAAAGCAGCCUUAUUGAUGAUCAUGCAAGAAGAAAGAAGCUAGAAGAGCUAGCCUUUGGAUUGGGAGGAUUAGCUGCAUUUGUUGUCUCCCUAGUUGCAAUUGUCGCUGUCAUCUGUUUCUUCUCUAUAAAGAGGAGGAGAAAUAAUAUCAGAAGCAAAGAAGGUCUAACUUGUAGAGUCCAAACGAAUAGAUUACCAGCAAAGUUGUCACUUGCUGAGAUAAAAGCAGCUACAAUGGGGUUUAAUCGAAACAGAAUUGUUGGGGAAGGGGCAUCGGCUAAGGUUUAUAAAGGAUCCCUUCCAUCCGGGGGAGAGGUGGCUGUUAAAAGGUUUGAGAGGGCCAAUGGGAUUGAAUCUGUACGCAAUCCUUUCACCAAUGAAUUUGCAACAAUGGUGGGUUGCUUAAGGCACAAGAAUUUGGUUCAGCUUCAAGGAUGGUGCUGUGAGGGAAGUGAACUUCUCCUCGUUUAUGAGUACUUACCCCAUGGAAGCCUCAACAAAGUUUUGCACAAUCAUUCGAGUUCAAUGAUUAUCCUUUCUUGGCAGCAAAGACUUAACAUAGUUCUGGGUGUUGCAUCUGCUCUGACUUAUCUUCAUGAGGAAUGUGAGAGGCAAAUUAUUCAUAGAGAUGUCAAGUCUUGCAACAUAAUGCUUGAUGCAGAUUUCAAUGCCAAACUUGGAGAUUUUGGUUUAGCAGAAGUCUAUGAGCAUAGUUCUAAUACAAGGGAUGCAACUAUGCCUGCAGGUACUAUGGGAUAUCUCGCUCCUGAGUAUGUCUAUUCUGGGGUCCUGACUAAGAAAAUUGAUGUUUACAGCUUUGGUGUUGUGGUGUUAGAGGUGGCAACAGGAAGAAAGCCUGUUGAUGAUGAUGGAGCACUGGUUGUUGAUUGGGUUUGGAACAUGUGGGAAAAAGGGAAACUAAUUGAGGCUGCUGAUCCGAGGUUGAUGAAGAAGUUUAAUGUGGUGGAGAUGGAGAGAAUGCUAAUGGUGGGACUUUCCUGUGUGCACCCAGACCAUGAGAAGAGGCCACCAGUGAAGGAAGUUGCAAGGAUUCUUAGAGGUGAAGCACCACUUCCAUUGUUACCAGCGUGUAAACCAAGAAUUAGGAUUAGACCUGUUUUUCCUGAGGAUGCUUCAGCUGGAGAUCGUCCCAGCCUUGAUGAUCUACCAUGGAUGACCCCUAGGAGCCAUUUUAGCUAGGACUAGCUUAUAAAAAUGCCAUGUGACCAAAAAUUUAAGCGUAUGAUUUUGUUGUUGGUACAUACAAGCUUGGAGCUUGUUUUAAUCCUGAGGAAUUCUUUAGUCAGUACAUUCCAGAUUUGAGUCAAUGGCUCAUUAGAUAUUUUUUAGAAAACCCAUUUGGAUUAUUGUGUAUGCUUAGAUAUCAAAGAGAACUGAAAGCUAUCUCUAUUGUGUUCUUAUUAUGAUUUUUUAUG